Cuscuta epithymum is the source of this 1993-nucleotide messenger RNA. NCBI's taxonomy places the organism in Eukaryota, Viridiplantae, Streptophyta, Magnoliopsida, Solanales, Convolvulaceae. The record is from the annotation of a GenBank genome assembly.
CGGACAAGAAGUACUCCUUACUAUAUAUAGGCAAAUAGACAAUGCAAGCUAGCAGUAUGUAAAAAAUGGGUACUGAAUAAGUACGCAGGUAGGGACGAAAAUGAGUAAAAUGGGUGUGGGGAUGGAAGAAGAUGGUGGGAGUGGGGGAAUAAGCUUAUUUGUGACGGUGAUGAUGAUUAGUACGGCGGCGGCAUUGGGUUAUGUCGGGUGGAAGAUGAUUUUGAAGAGGCUGCAGGCGCAGGAAAGGGGCGGCCCGGCGCCGGGGCAAAUUGUGAAUCCGACGAACUGGCCGGUCGUCGGAAUGCUGCCGGGGCUGUUACAAAACGCUAGCCGCAUCCACGACUACGCGACGGAGAUUCUACAGCUCAACGGCGGCACAUUUGAGCUGAAAGGGCCGUGGGGCUUCGCUAACCUCAACAUGCUCCUGACCUGCGACCCCGCCAACAUCAACCACAUCCUCUGCAAGAACUUCAACAACUACCCAAAGGGUCCCCAUUUCCAGAAAAUCUUCGAGAUUCUCGGGGACGGGAUGGUGAACAGCGACCACCAGCUAUGGGAGCUUCACCGGAAGACCACCAUGCCCCUCAUGAACCAUCCCGACCACCGCGCCCGCUUGGAGAAAACGGUGUCGGAUAAGAUCCGACACGAGCUGUUCCCGCUUCUGGAGCAUCACGCGCAGAAGCGGGACGCUUUCGGGUUGAAGCAAGUCUUCAGGCGGAUGGCCUUCGACAUCGCCUGCGCCCAGUUUCUGGACAAGGACCCGUGCAGCCUCGGCGUCGUCGGCGGGGACGACCACCCCUUUCUGGCGGCGCUGCGGGAUGCGGUCAACGCAGUUCUGUACAGGCAUUUUCUCCCGGAGUGGUGUUGGAAGCUGCAGAAAUGGGUGGUGGGGGUUGACAGAGAGGAGAAGCUGGGGCAAGCAUGGCGGACUUUUGACGAUUACAUAAACCCAAUCAUUUCCGACACGAUGCAAAACGAGGACGGCGGGUCCAUUAAUGAGUUCAGCAUGUUGCGGUCGCACAUGAAUGCCUUCCAAGGAAUGGGUUCCAAAUUUCUAAGAGACAACGCCCUCACCUUGAUUAUUGCUGGCUCAGAUACCACGGGCUCAACACUAACUUGGUUGUUUUGGCUGCUUGCCAAGAACCCAUCGGUUGAAGCAAAGAUCUUGGACGAGAUUCGUCGCCAUCGAAAUAUAAACAAGCAGAAGGAGAGGGAUGAGGAAGAAGAUAUUAAUAUGAUUAUAUUCAAUGUGGAAGAAUGUCAAAAAUUAACCUACCUCCACGCGGCCGUGUGUGAAUCCCUUAGGUUGUUUCCUUCCGUACCUUUGAAUCACAAGAUGCCUACAGAGAGAGAUGUUCUCCCCAGCGGGCACACUGUGAAACCCCACACCAAAAUCAUAAUGCCCUUCUAUUCCACAGGGAGGAUGGCAUAUGUGUGGGGAGAAGACUGCAUGGAGUUCAACCCCGAGAGGUGGAUUUCACCCGCCACCGGUGGAAUCCAGCAUCAACCAUCCUACAAGUUCCCGGCCUUUAACGCCGGCCCCAGGAGUUGCAUUGGGAGAGACAUGGCUUUCACUGUCGUCAAAAUGGUUGCAGCUGCCAUACUCUACCGCUAUCGCUAUGAGCUCCUGGCUCAUGAUUGUCCAAUUGAGAUUUCCGAAUCCGUUCUUCUUGAAAUGAAGGAUGAUCUCAAGGUUGUCUUCACCCAUCGGUAGUUAGCUAGUUACUUAUAGUUCCUUAAUUAGCUGCCGGCUUAUAUAUUCAUCAAGCCCGCCGCUCGCCCAUUUUAUCCGGCCAUCCAUCAUCAGUCAUGUCCACUUUUAUAUACUCCGUACUUUGUAUGUUGCAAGCCGGCUAGGCCAAGCCAGGGUGCUUCUAAUUGAAGUAAUUCCAACUCCACUGGCAUGUACGCAGUACUUAUUUAUUUCUGAAUUAAGCAAAUAAUAAAUCAACCCUCUCCUCUCCCAUACUUUGUCAAUUUAAUUCCAUGUCCG